Soboliphyme baturini is the source of this 531-nucleotide messenger RNA. NCBI's taxonomy places the organism in Eukaryota, Metazoa, Nematoda, Enoplea, Dioctophymatida, Soboliphymatidae. The record is from the annotation of a GenBank genome assembly.
AUGCAACGUGAGGUCAAUCGUGGCGACCAUGGCGACCGGUGGACGCGAAACGCAUCAUCCCGAUCACCCUUUGCUAAUCUGCACCGUCCACCGAACGGUCUACAGACCGCUGAACCUGAAGCUAUGAAAGAUCUAGGUUUCUCGGUCGGUAGCCAGACAGGUGCUUAUAUCCGUCACCCAGUUGGGCCGUCGCAUGGGCAGUGGCCGUCUCGUGUCCAGUGUCCCCUGCAGCAUCGUCGUUGGUCAACUGCAUUCGGCGACGGCGGAAACGGAAUCGUCGCAGCUGCCGUGAAGCGUCGCGUCGCUGUCGCUUUCAUUGCGCGACAUUACGCAGUUCCGUUCAGGCUGGCAGGCCGGGCGUCGUUCGAACGGGCCCGGGCGGCGCAAGGAACUGAGGGAGAGAGUGAUCAGCGCAACCUCGACCAUAUCUUGUUUAUGGAAGUGUUGGCGGCGCCGGCCGCUGCCGUGCCGCUGACGCUGCCGCGUGCGGAUGUUUUUGUACGCCUGAUCUACGACUUGGCAUGCGAUUAA